Messenger RNA from Strongylocentrotus purpuratus (purple sea urchin), 5012 nucleotides. Its product is annotated as suppressor of tumorigenicity 14 protein homolog. Bases 1 to 2415 code for a protein of 804 amino acids. The record is from RefSeq and is a predicted model, not a curated record. Gene Ontology annotation, molecular function: protein binding; calcium ion binding; serine-type endopeptidase activity. Gene Ontology annotation, biological process: proteolysis. NCBI's taxonomy places the organism in Eukaryota, Metazoa, Echinodermata, Echinoidea, Camarodonta, Strongylocentrotidae. The transcript is spliced from 13 exons.
AUGGAUACCAGCAUCACUGUGAUAGAAAGCACCGUCAUAUCUUCACCCGACUAUCCAUCCUACUACGACUCGAACCUCGACCUUACUUGGGUACUCACGGCUCCAGAGGGUCACAUCCUCCAGAUACAUAUUCUAGACCUAGCCCUAGAGACGGACUACGACUACUUGUACAUUGGUUAUGGGCCUGGUCCCAAUGAACCUGGUUCUUGGGAGCUUCAGAAACUGACUGGGUAUGACUAUUCCAGUAAACCCGCUGCACCCGGGCACUCUAUGUGGGUCAGGUUUACCACGGAUGUCUCAAGGGGUGAUAUUGGCUUUAGUCUUCGUGUCACAGCUAUACUAAACCCUGGAUGCAGCAGCGGUCAAAUGCAAUGUUCUAGUGGACUGUGUAUCAGCGAAUCGGCAAGGUGUGACGGAAAUAACGACUGUCUCGAUUUCUCAGAUGAGGAAUACUGUCCGUACUGCGAACAAGUUCAAUUUGAUAUAUGUAGACAGAGCCUGGCCUACGAUUUGACUUUUUUCCCGAAUCGGAACGCAGAGACAGCAGACGCUGCAGCGGGAAGCUUUACAGACAUGGCAGAUACUAUAUCAUCGUGCCAUGAUCACCUUUUCCCUUUCAUGUGCUCCGUUUACUAUCCGGAAUGCACCCAUAACGGCCCCACCCAUCGGGUGUGCUACUCCGACUGUUUGGCAGUCACUGAUGCCUGCAAGGCAUCCUUUGAGCAACUCCUCGACCGUCCUUGGCCCGUCAACUGUUCCAUGUUUACCGAUGAACAGGAAGAAGAUGGGAGCUGUUUUGGCUCUGCGGGAGAUCUUUUCGGUAUCAACAUAUGCGGGACACGCCCUGCAUACGCACCAGACCAAUCCAGGGUUAUUGGUGGUACCAACGCACGCCCAGGGGAAUUACCUUGGAUUGGUUCACUCCGCAUCGAAGGAUUGGAUUUUGGAGGACAUUGGUGUGGGUCUACCCUGAUCAACUCUCAAUGGGUUCUUACCGCCGCUCACUGUGUUGAUAACUACGUCGAUCGUGUAGUUUUUGGGAACGCACAUUUGACGGAUGGCUCCGACAACGAGGUAGUGGUUGAGAUGGCUGAUAUUUACGUCCAUCCCGAGUACCACCCCUAUUGGCUCAUCAACGACAUCGCUCUGAUACGACUUGCUGAACCGGUGACAUUCAGUGACUACGUCAGACCCGCGUGUCUGUCGGAAUCCUCGGAUGAACUCAAGGACUAUCGUCGCUGCCUCGUCGCUGGAUGGGGAACUACACUGGAAGGCCCACGUAUGUACUCGUUGACGCCGACCUUGAAAAAAGCAGUGGUGAACCUUCUUGAUCAAAACUUGUGCAAUUCUGAACACGACGGGGUUUUGACAGAAGAAGAGAUAUGUGCUGAAUAUGCGCCAGGUGGAAUUGAUACUUGUCAGGGAGACAGCGGUGGGCCUUUGACCUGUGAGGGUGAUGAUGGUCGAUGGCAUCUGGUCGGAACAACAAGCUAUGGAGGAGAGUGCGGAAUAUCACUCUUGCCCGGCGUUUACACCCGAAUCUCACAGUUCCAGUCAUUUAUUACAGCUGUGGUCUCAGGAGCAAAAACACCGGGUGUUAAUGAAAUCACCCUUGAGCGUGCCGUCCCAGUGAACAUCACUUCUCCAAAUUACCCUUCUUAUUACGACAUCGGUGAUAACAUCGUCUGGAAGGUAUCGGCCCCUGUCAACCACAGCGUCAGACUGGACAUCGUCGACUUCGCUACAGAAUUGAACUUCGACAUCUUGUUUGUGGGCGAUGGACUGACGCCACUGAGUUACACAGAGCUUGCGAGGCUCACGGGCUAUGGGUUAGGGUCGAUUGUGACGUCACAUGGCCGCCAUAUGUGGCUCAAAUUCUCCAGUAAUUACGAAAUUUCUGACGUUGGAUUUAUGGCAACACUGAACGCUGUGGAUCCGAGAGAUGACAAUCCUCUAAUCUUGGUGAACGAGUCUGCGGUACAACAGCUCCGCUCACCAGACUUUCCUCUUGAUGCAAGCGACAGCGUGCACGAGAUUUGGCGGAUAAUGGCUCCUCAGGAUUACAGCGUGAGGGCGCGUUUCGACUUCUUUAACCUCGCCGACGGUUCUUCGCUUACCGUGGGCUACGGCUCGAGUCCUGUAAGAUACACAAUCCUAGUGGAGUUGACUGGAAGUGAAUUGCCUGAAGAUAUUACCUCCCCCACUCGAAAAUUGUGGUUUAGAUUUGUGUCGGAUACUGGGAAACGAAGAGCAGUCGGUUCGCUUAUGGGAAGUGGAUUCUUGGUGAAUCUAACAGCAGAAAGGACUCAAGAAAGUAACCCUUGCCAGAAUGGAGGAACAUUUCGAGACAUCCAUGGAAGUUUCCAGUGCUUCUGUCCCGAAGGCUUCAAAGGGGAUUACUGUCAAACAGGUUAGGACAAGACAAAUGGACCCGAUACCCUCAAGACAUAGCACCGAGAAGAGACAUCUAGACAAGAAUAUAAUCAUUCAGUAAGGCAGUGGUGUAGCGGGGGCCUCUGGCAUUACUGGGAUGGGCAGUAAUUUUAUUAGAUGGAUGAAGUAUAAAUUGUCGAGGCUACCUACGGGGGGGGGGAACUAGGCAGGAGACUUUAUUUACUUCUUUUCAUUUUUCAUUUCCCUUUCUCCCUUUCUCUUUGUUGGUAUACAUCGUGCCCCUUGCAUUUACCUAAUAGGAGAGAUUUGUUCUUCAAAGUCAUGAUAAAGAUAUUGAAUGCGGGAAAUGGGAUACAUGUAUAUAUUAAACCUCUCUAUUUUUGAAUAUUUACCACGUGACAAUGUGGCAGAUCUCUAAUUGGCUCAAAAUACUGAACCAUAACUUGAAUGAUAAUUUUUUUCACGCUGUUUGUUAUAAUUGACAUUAAUAGAACAUAUCAAACUAGUUUACCCAAUUCACAUGAGCUACAAUGAUAAACUUGGUCAGGGUUUUUUUCCCCUUCAAUACUGACAUUAUUACAACAUAUUGCUUUUUCUAUUACGGUAAUGGGGUUUGAUCCUCUCAACAAUCCGUCAAUAUGUCAAAACAUCUGGAAUUGAAUAGAAAAUAUACGAGAUAAUACCAACAUUUUCUAUCAAAUUCCAAAUGUUUUUUGUUACAUGUCCCUUACAAGGUAUAUGUGCAUUUUUAUAGAUGAAAUAAAUCAGAUGAAAUAAUGAUGUAUUCCGGGGCCUACUAAACGCCCCUGUACUGCUUUUGUGUGUAGCUUUGCUGGUUUCUAAACACGUCACAUUCCCCUAUCCAUUUUGUUUGUUUGUAUUUUCUUAUAUAGAAAUUAUACUUUAAGUGUUUCAUAUUUGUGGUGAUAGAGAAAUAAUUAUAACAUAUAUAAAAAAAAUAAUAUUACUUUAUGUAGUCUAAUACAUUCGUGUUGCACUAUUUGUUUUGUUUUUAUGUUAAAGUCUGGUGAUGUUUAUUAAUACUGGAAAAAAAUUGAAUUUUAUAACAUAUUUAUAGAGAGUAAUCUGAAAUAAGAAUGUGGCGAAUGUACACUUUCUCCUUUAACAAUUGUAAUGUGUAUUGGUCAUGGUUCAUGUCCUUGACUUUGAAUCGGGAGGUUGAGGGUUCGAAUCUUUGCCGGAUGCGUACAAUGACAUUUGACUAGGCAUUUGAUCAAUACUUGCCUCUCUCGACGUUACUAUGAACAUGGUACAUGUAUAAGGAAAACGAUUACAUGUCGUUUUGUUAUUUUCUUUUUUAACGAAGGCUCAUAUUCACAAGUAUGUCGAUGACACAUGAAUGUGUUAUCAAGCUUUACUUUGUGUGUACUGUAGCAUAUUUAACUCUGCUCUCGAUCUAUUUUUCGUUAUUUCUUGACUUUGACAUAAUCCCCUUGAUCCCUUUUCUUUUUUUCUUCUUCUUUCCCAUCUGUACAUAUACCAUAUAUUCCUACUUGACCUCUGCACUCAGAGAGCAAUAACUCAUUGAUGUCUCGAUUCGUUGUCAGCUUGGGUUGUCUAUAUUAGAUCGCCCUCCCAUGUGCGCAUCUUCGGUACUUGUUGUAGUCAUCCAUGUUGUGGUCGAUGCAUCGUUGGGUAGUUGUUCUCUGACAGUAUUUUGUAAAUAGUUUUAUAUAUUCCAUAUUUGUUGUUGUAUUCAUGAAUCAGUUAUCUUUGUCACAUCACAUGAGGAGGCCUUAAUUUAUAACAAGCUGUGCUUCAACCAAGGUCUCCUCGUCUUUCUUUAUUCUACAUUGUACUGUUGUGAUUAUACUCUAUUAUAUUUUGUCACACGUGUUUUCUGGAAGACAAAUAAACUUGAUAAAUGUGUAUUACCUUGUAAAACUAUUUCAUUCGAACACAUAAGUGUGAGCCUAUAACGGUUGCCGUAGCUAAUGCCGGGAUACUUUUACAAGGUAAUUUUUUUAGAACUUGGAAGCGCAUAUAAACGGAAUAUUGUAAUGUGAUAUGCGCCAUAUAAGACGGAAAGGUAUCAUUGAUAUUAUUACUACGUAAUAAUGUAUGGUCUUUGUAUUGAUAUUCCACAUAAUUAUGCCUUUUCAAUUGUAUUUGUUGAAUACUACUUGUUUUUCUUUUCUGGGAAAAAAUAAAGCAAUUAUAAACAGCUGAUUGCGUUUUUGUCCAUUGUUUCAUGAUUACAAUAUCACAAUUUUUGGUAUGAAAUGAUUUAAUAUAUUGUACAGUUUAAAUAAUAUUGAAUAAGGCAACUUAAUCGGUAAAAAAGUGGCGCUAUAAUAUUUUCAUGUAUAAUUCUUUGUGUUGUCAAUUAUAAUAUAUUAGUUGGAUAGGGGAAAUGCAAAUCGUUAAAAAUUACAGUUUACAUUACAGGCGAUAGGUCUCAGUUUUACCUAAAUCCUUAAGGUAAGCCUCAAGACUUAAAGUAAAAUUAAAGCCAAUCAUCAUCACCAUCAUUAGCAUUAUUAUCAUUGUUAUUACUAUUAUUAUUAUCAUUAUCAUCUUAAUCAUUAUCAGCAUUAUCUGCAUCAGCAUUAUUACUAAAACUAUACUGCUAAUACAUGCGGCUGCUGUUGCUGCUA